Molecule: messenger RNA, 684 nt
Organism: Zingiber officinale
Lineage: Eukaryota; Viridiplantae; Streptophyta; Magnoliopsida; Zingiberales; Zingiberaceae
Product: 40S ribosomal protein S19
Exons: 4
Coding region: 80-505 (141 amino acids)
Biological process (GO): ribosomal small subunit assembly; translation
Cellular component (GO): ribosome; cytosolic small ribosomal subunit
Molecular function (GO): RNA binding; structural constituent of ribosome
Source: RefSeq, a predicted model, not a curated record
UAGCGUCUCAGUUCCCCAAGCCCUAACGCCUGGCUUCCAUCGCCCGCCGUCUCCGAAGAGGGAAAGAGAAGGUAGAACCAUGGAGAACAACGUCUCAAAGACCGUCAAGGACGUCUCACCCCAUGAAUUUGUCAAGGCGUACUCCGCCCAUUUGAAGAGAUCCGGCAAGAUGGAACUUCCUGAAUGGACAGACAUUGUGAAGACUGGAAGAUUCAAGGAACUUGCUCCGUACGAUCCGGAUUGGUACUACAUCAGAGCUGCGUCAAUGGCAAGAAAGAUAUACCUGAGUCAGGGAAUUGGAGUAGGUGGUUUUCAGAAGAUCUAUGGGGGUCGCAAGAGGAAUGGAAGCCGCCCACCACAUUUCUGUAAAAGCAGCGGGGCAAUUGCCCGUAAUAUUUUGCAACAAUUGGAGAGGAUGGGCAUUAUCGAAAUUAACCCUAAAGGUGGAAGGAAGAUUACUUCUCAAGGGCAGAGGGACCUUGAUCAAGUAGCCGGACGUGUCUAGGUGCACCCAAAUAUGCUCUAUUUUUAACAUCUCGGAGAUGUGAGUUAAUGUUUGCUCGGAAACAGUGAAGUUAUCUUGCUGCUGUGGAUUGUUGAACUAAUCCAUGAAAAUUGGAAAAAUACCCUUAAAAUUUCUUGCUAUUUUUCUGACUAUUAAGAAUUAAUCAGGUUAAUGGAUUA